AUGAAAAAUGUGGUCUUGUUUUCAUUCAUUCUUUUGUUUGUUCUUCUCAUCUUUUGUGCUAAUAGAACCAUCAAAAAUGAAGAAUCAUCAUUACAAUCACUAUAUCAUCAUGUCAAAGUUAAUAGUCAUUCAGGUUAUGAACAUAUUUGGCCAAAUAUAGAACUUGGAUGGGAAAUCAUUGUUGGUACUUUGAUUGGAAUCUUUGGAGCUUCAUUUGGAAGUGUUGGUGGAGUUGGUGGUGGUGGCAUCUUUGUGCCAAUGCUUAUAUUGAUUAUAGGAUUUGAUGCAAAAUCAGCUACUGCUAUCUCUAAAUGUAUGGUUACUGGUGCAGCAAUAUCAACAGUAUUCUUCAAUCUAAAACUAAGACAUCCAACACUUGAUAUACCAAUGAUUGAUUAUGAUUUGGUGCUUUUAAACCAACCAGUAAUAAUUCUUGGUAUUAGUAUUGGAGUUGCUUUAAGUGUAGUUUUUGCAGAUUGGAUGAUCACUGUUCUACUAAUUAUCAUCUUCAUAGUUACAUCAGUGAAGGCUUUCAUCAAGGGUCUUGACACAUGGAAAAAAGAAACUAUAGUUAAAGAGGAGUUUGUCAAGCAUUUAGAGUCAACUGCCACUAGUAGUGAAGAUGUUGAGUACAAGUAUCUUGCUAGUUGUCCAGAUGAUGAGCCUCAAAAGAAAAUUAAUCAAGGUACCAUUCUUAGCAAUAUUCAAUGGAAGAAAUUUGGACUUCUUUGUUUUGUUUGGAUUGCGGUCCUUCUCUUGCAGAUCGCCAAGAAUUAUACAGCUACAUGUUCAAUCACAUACUGGAUACUUACUUUGUUACAGAUACCAGUUACUGUAGGGGUUUCUAUGUACCAAGCAAUAGGUCUAUAUCAAGGGAAGAAGAUUACAGUUUCUAAGCAAGAUCAUGGCACACAUUGGCCUUUGCAUCUGCUAAUUGUAUCACUUUCAUGUGCUUUGCUAGCUGGAAUUUUGGGGGGACUUCUUGGUGUAGGUAGUGGAUUUGUGAUGGGUCCUUUGUUUAUCGAAUUCGGAAUUGCGCCUCAGGUAGCAAGUGCCACAGCUACAUUAGGAAUGACAUUCACAGCAUCUAUAUCAGUUGCACAAUAUUUUCUCUUGAAUCGUUUUCCAGUUCCUUAUGCUUUCUAUCUUAGCCUUGUGGCUACAAUUGCAGCAUACUUAGGACAGAAAGUCAUUGACAAGCUUGUGAAUAUCUUUCAAAGAGCUUCUUUGAUUAUAUUUGUCUUAUCCUUCACAGUUCUUGUUAGUGCAAUUGCACUAGGUGGAGUAGGAAUAUCACAUAUGAUUGAGAAGAUUCAGAGGAAUGAAUAUAUGGGAUUUGAAGAUCUUUGCUACUAG
Molecule: messenger RNA, 1356 nt
Organism: Vicia faba (fava bean)
Lineage: Eukaryota; Viridiplantae; Streptophyta; Magnoliopsida; Fabales; Fabaceae
Source: the annotation of a GenBank genome assembly